Molecule: messenger RNA, 2373 nt
Organism: Dioscorea cayenensis subsp. rotundata (Guinea yam)
Lineage: Eukaryota; Viridiplantae; Streptophyta; Magnoliopsida; Dioscoreales; Dioscoreaceae
Exons: 5
Coding region: 1-2373 (790 amino acids)
Source: RefSeq, a predicted model, not a curated record
AUGGAUAAGAGUUGGAUGCAUAAGUCAAGAUUGUCUAACGAGUAUGCAAAAGGAGUGGAGUCAUUUCUUGAUUUCGCAUUUGAUAAGUCAAGUGAAGACAACAUGAUUGUUUGUCCUUGUGUAAAGUGUGCGAAUGUUCAUUGGCACACGCGAGAAGUAGUGGAAGAACAUUUAAUGUGUGACUGGAAUCCUACUGUGGUUACACUUGUUGGUUCUUCCAUGGGGAGCUUGUUCCUUCUUCAACAUCUAAUUUCGGAUAACAUAAUCACAAUGCCUCCAAGCACCACUCAACCUACUUCAACUUUUCAUAGUAGCCAUGGUGCCAUGGGAGAAUUGUUACGUGAUGCGUUUAACAUCCGUCAUGAUGUCCAUGGGGGCAUUGAACCUAAUAUUGGAGAUGUUGUCAAUGAUGAAGCCGAGGUCCAGGAUGGGGCAGGUGAGGAAGAACCUCCUACGGAAGCAGCAAAGUUCUACAAGUUACUUGAAGAUAUGAAUGAGAAACUUUAUGAUGGAUCGAAGCAUUCCAGGUUAUAUUUUUGCAUUCGUCUCUUCCACCUAAAAUGCAUGUGUGGUAUGACUGGAAAAGCGCUCGAUUACCUAAUUGAGUUUUUGAAAGAAUUUUUCCCAGCCGCUGCCAUUCCUACAAAUAGUCGUGAAUCUAAGAAGGUCAUCAAAGACUUAGGACUUGGUUAUGAAAAAAUUCAUGCUUGCCCUAAUGAUUGUAUGCUCUAUUGGAGUGAUAAAGAAAAUCAACAAGCUUGUCUUGUUUGCGGCACUUCUCGAUGGUUGUCCACUGAUUCUAAUCAUUCUUCAAAUGAUGAUGAUGAAAUGGUCCACAAAAGACCAGCGAAGGUUUUGCGUUAUUUUCCCAUCAUCCCAAGAUUACAAAGAAUAUUCAUGUCAUCGAGGACUUCUGGGGAUAUGACUUGGCAUGUUGAUGGUCGUACAGAAGAUGGGUGUUUGAGGCAUCCUGCUGACGCUGAAGCAUGGAAAACGUUUGACACGAGAUAUCCAGACUUUGCUUCUGAUCCUCGAAAUAUUAGGCUCGGACUUUCCUCUGACGGUUUUAAUCCAUUCAAGUUACUGAGUACUUCUUAUAGUACAUGGCCGGUGGUGUUGAUCCCUUAUAAUUUGCCACCGUGGAAAGGGAUGAAGCAAUCUUCUUUCCUCUUAUCCAUGAUUAUCCCUGGAGUUAAUGGUCCCGGAAAUGACAUUGACAUCUACUUGCAACCUCUAAUCAAGGAGUCAAGCAACUAUGGGUUGGUGUUCGGACAUAUGAUGCAUCAAGGAAAACGUAACUUCAAUUUGCGAGCUGCUCUAAUGUGGACAAUAAAUGAUUUCCCCGCUUAUGCAAUUUUAUCUGGUUGGAGCACGAAGGGAAACUAUGGGAAACGAAUAAAACAAAGGCUAAGAAAAUCAAAGGCUUCUAGUAGCUCAAAGAAAAGACAGAGGCAAGAAUCCAAUUUUCAAGAAGAUAGUGUCAUGGACAAGGAAGAAGAUGAAUCACAAGAAGCAGAUUUGUGGAAAAAGAGAAGUAUAUUUUUUGAUUUACCAUAUUGGGAGCAUCUCCUUCUGCGGCAUAAUUUGGAUGUGAUGCACAUUGAGAAGAAUGUUUGUGAAAAUAUUAUUGGAACCUUGCUUAAUGUUGAUGGGAAAUCAAAAGAUAAUUUGAAAGCCAGACUUGAUUUGGUAGAUAUGGGAAUUCGUCAUGUUCUUCAUCCUGAAUAUCUUCCUAAUGGAAGAACAAGGUUGCCUCCUGCUGUUUAUUCAAUGACAAAAGGGGAGAAGGAUGUGUUUUGCCAAGUCUUGAAGAACAUUAAAGUUCCGGAUGGUUAUUCCUCAAAUAUAUCAAGAUGUGUGAACCAAAAGGAACGGAAGCUACAUUCUCUAAAAUCACAUGAUCAUCAUAUACUACUCCAUGAUUUGCUUCCAAUUGCUUUACGCUUAUCAUCAUCAAAACAAGUUCUUGUUGAAGUUAAAGAACUAUGUGCGGAACAAGAGAUAUCCUCAAGGUUCUAUUGCCGAAGUGAGUACAAGAAUAUCUUAAGACAACAAAUGCGUGCUCGCCGUUCAACCGCUCGUGAUGUUGAUAUGCAAUUUACUAGGACCUUUCAUGAAUGGUUGGCCGAAGUUGUUUCUCGUGGAAGAAAUGUGACCGAAGAAGUUAGGUUCCUUGCACAAGGACCAAACCGAAUUGUUAAGCGAUACAAAGGAUAUAUCAUCAAUGGAUUUCGCUUCCAUACCAAAUCUCGUGAGAGAUUAAGGAGGACUCAAAAUUCCGGAUGUGUUGUUACUUCUUCAACAGUGAGUUAUGCUAGCGCAAGUGAUGCGAACCCCCGUGCAAGGAAAAUGUUGACUAUUACGGGAUUUUGA